CGUACAAGCUACCGAACGAUGAAGACAAGAGGGCGGAACUUGACUCGAUCAACGACAGCCAAAGUUUGCGCUCCGGCAGCAACAAUGGGAGCGAGGGAGGGGAUGGCGGUUUCACUGCAAACACUCCGUCGAAUGUCGUCCCGGAUUCUCGCUAUGAGGACAUUGUCACAAGGACAGCGGAGGAAGGAAACACUGCGUCGGCGUCUGCCGGCGAGUCGAGGGCAGCAGCAGCAACAUCGUUCAAGCUCCCUCGUCAAUCGGCGGCCGCGUCCCAGGGCGAUUUCCUUCGCUCGCCGUCGAAGAAGCCUUGUCCGUCCGACUCAUAUGACUCCAAGUAACUGCUAUUUGUCCUCUCGAUUCACCCGUGUUUCCGAGGUUGCUAAGCUACAAACCACACCGUCCUAUAUUUAGGUAUUCUAUGCAUGUCAAGUCUUCGAUUUCGAUGUACCCCGUCCGAUAAACCCACUGACCAGGACUGCUGAGCGUGGACGACGCUUGAAUAACUCGCACUCUUUCGCUUUCGACACGGCGCCGGAACACGCGUCCAUGCCCUGGGCAACCGCAGGCAUCUUCUGUCUGAGGGGGAAGAGUUAAGCAACGAAGGAUUGGACCACAAGUGUCUCAACCAAUGUUAUGUCACUUUUCUAUUCUGAGACGCAAAGACUACAUAGCUCGCUCCGUAAAUCAGCCAAGACUGGAUGGGUGGAUGAGGCACGCUCUCGUCACCCCAGGUGAUUGGGUGAGAUUCACCACAGUCGAAGUUUGC
This is a messenger RNA of Mycena citricolor, 766 nucleotides long. The record is from the annotation of a GenBank genome assembly. NCBI's taxonomy places the organism in Eukaryota, Fungi, Basidiomycota, Agaricomycetes, Agaricales, Mycenaceae.